Populus nigra (black poplar) is the source of this 931-nucleotide messenger RNA. RefSeq lists its product as uncharacterized. Bases 186 to 476 code for a protein of 96 amino acids. The transcript is spliced from 4 exons. Lineage: Eukaryota; Viridiplantae; Streptophyta; Magnoliopsida; Malpighiales; Salicaceae. The record is from RefSeq and is a predicted model, not a curated record.
GUAGCUGCUGCAAAGAAUCUGACCGGCGGUGAAAGUCAUUCGCGUUUACUUUACCGCAACUAUCCGUGGGCGGGUAUUGGGUAGUACUUGAUUAGAUUAGAUCAGCUCAGCAUUUCUAUAAAUCCUAAAACAGUUGAAUUAGAAAGCAGUAAAAAACAAAAAACCCUAAAUUGAAAGGAAAAAAAAUGUCGAGCGGGUGGAGAAGAACAGUGGGGAAUGUUAGGUCGUUUAUAGGGAAUUCAUUGGGAGGGCUGAGAGGAGGAAGUAAUGUAGCGUCGUGGAUCGUUGCAGGAACUUUAGCUUACUAUCUAUGGAUUAAGCCAUCACAAGAUCUUAAGCGACAACAAGAGGAAAGGGCAGCACUUGCCAGUUCUGAUCCUUAUCGUUACAUUGAGAAGCGGAAACCAAUUCCUGAUCCACAGGAAACUGGAUUGAUAUACGGAAAGAAGAAUAGAACAAACAAAUCAGAGGAAUAAUUUGCUAUAAAAAUCGCAUGCUUAUAUUACUUACAUGGGAGUUAGGAUAGCUUCAUGGUCUAGUGGCAAGGUUGCUGAAAACUAGAGAAGGUUCUUGAGGGUGUUGCCGCAAGUAUGGUUUAUGCUUGGAGGAGAAAAAAAAAGAAGUCAAAAUGGUGUUGAUGUGCCAUAUAGAGGGCCAUAAGGAGGAAGCUUGUGCAUCGUUGUGGUUUGGAACUGUACAUUCAGAGGCCAGAUAAAAUGGAUGAAAACCAUGUCAUGCAGUGAAUUUCUAGAAGGCAGUUUUUCCGUCACUACGAUCAAAGGACAGGUUAGAAUGUAGAGCAGAGGGAGAUGGAGAUGGAGAAGGAUGCUGUCAAAUUGGUGUUACAUGCAACACUAGUCUAUAAUGAAUGUAUCUCUAGUCACAUCUCUAUUCAUCUAUUGUUGUAGUUAUAUGCUUUAUUUUCCCUAAA